This is a messenger RNA of Cuscuta epithymum, 3280 nucleotides long. Lineage: Eukaryota; Viridiplantae; Streptophyta; Magnoliopsida; Solanales; Convolvulaceae. The record is from the annotation of a GenBank genome assembly.
GCAAAAGACAUCAUCUUCUCCAGUUCAAUACAUUCUCUCUUUGUUAGAGCUAUAGCCGUUCCUCAGAAUUGAACACAAAGCAUCCAGGGAACCCUUAACAGAUGAAACAGAGCAAUGGCCUCAAUCUCGCCAAAACCUUCAAACCUCCUCCCCUCUCUCGUCUCUGGCCAAGUACCUCCCCUCCCCUACCUUCUUCACCUCCUCUCUUCUCUCGUCUCCGACAGUAAGUUUGCCGAUGCCAAAUCCCUCCUCCUCAAUUUCAUCCCUUCCGAUCACCCCACCAACGAGCUCCACACCCACCUUCUCCACCCGGAUGGCGCGCUUCCUAAGCCCUCCAGGGCUCUGCUGGACACCGCAAUCGGUGCUUACUGCCAAUGCCGCCGCCCGCAUCUCGCCGUUCAGCUUUUCAAAAAAAUGAAGCGACACCGUUUGCGCCCGAAGCUGCUCACCCUCAACACUCUCCUCAAUUCCCUGGUGAAGUACCCUUCUGCCCACAAUAUGCGUAUGUGUAAAGAAUUGCUUAAUGAUGCACUUAAGCUAGGUUUAGCUCCAAAUACCAUGACUUUUAACAUUUUAAUCAACGGGCAUUGUGUAGAGAACAAGUGUAAUGAUGCAAUUAAAUUGUUAGAUAAGAUGGAUGAGUUCGGGUGCAGAGCAGAUAACGUGAGCUAUAAUACUGUUUUAGACGCACUGUGCAAGAAGGGUAGGCUAAGAGAGGUCCGUGAUUUGCUCUUGAAUAUGAAGAAUAAAGGGCUUCUUCCAAACAAGAAUACUUACAACAUUUUGGUAAGCGGUUAUUGUAGAGCUGGUUGUAUUAAGGAAGCUGCCAAGGUUGUUGAACUGAUGACAAGGAGCAAUACACUGCCUGAUGUUUGGACCUAUAACAUGUUGAUUAAUGGUUUCUGUAGCUCAGGGAAGAUUUUGGAGGCGUUUCGACUUCGGGAGGAAAUGACUGGCUUGAAGUUGUUACCUGAUGUGGUAACUUAUAAUACACUAGUUAAUGGUUGUUUUGAAGCUGGGAUGAGUUCUGAAGCCUUUGAUUUACUGGAAGAAAUCAGGAAAAACGGGCUAAAACCUAACGGAGUUACCUAUAACAUAUUAAUCAAAUGGUAUUGCAAGGAAGGGAGAUUAAAUGAUGCUACAGACACUGUUCAUAGAAUGGAGGAGAGUGGGUUUCACCCAGAUUGUGUUUCAUACAAUACUUUGAUAAGUGCAUUUUGUAAAAAAGGGGAUCUUGCCGAGGCUUUUAAAAUAAUAAACAAAAUCGGACAAAAGGGUUUGAAAAUGGAGACGGUGACUCUAAAUACGGUCUUGAACACACUAUGCCAGGAAGCGAAGCUUAACGAGGCUUAUGAGUUGCUUACUAGUGCCCGUAAAUGUGGUUAUAUUAUUGAUGAAGUGAGCUAUGGAAUUUUGAUUGUCGCCUACUUCAAGAACGCAAAUGUUGAAAAUGCUCUUAAGCUUUGGGAUGAGAUGAAAGAAAAAGAUAUAUUUCCAAGUUUAGUCACAUACAACUCUCUAAUCUCUGGCCUAUGCAAAUCAGGUAAAACUGAGGAAGCCAUUGCCAAAUUCAAUGAACUUUUGGAGCAGGGUUUAGUGCCUGAUGAGAUUACGUACAACACUAUCAUCCAUGGGUAUUGUUGGGAAGGAAAUGUUAGGAGAGCAUUUCAAUUUAGCAACAAAAUGGUUGAGGAUUCAUUCAAACCAGACAUGUAUACAUGCAACAUUCUUCUUUUGGGACUCUGUAAGGAAGGAAUGAUUGAGAAGGCCAUUAAUCUCUUCAACACAUGGAUCGAUAAAGGGAAACAGCUUGAUUCUGUAACUUACAACACUCUUAUAAGGGCCUUAUGUAAGGAUGGAAGGCUUGAUUAUGCUCUCCACCUUGUUUCUGAAAUGGAAGUGAAGAAACUCGGGCCGGAUAGUUACACUUAUAGUGCCGUUGUUAGAGCACUUGGUGAUAGUGGAAGGGUAAGGGAAGCAGAAGAGUUCAUGUCAAAAUAUAAUGAGACUAGAGUUUCAUUUAAAGAAUCUGUUGCGGUAAUAAGUGGGGAAGAAGACAUAAAGGGUGAAUGUUCAACGGAACAGGAAGCGAGCUGUAUUGCUGACUCAGAAGAGAUUAAUGAGCUUUGUGCUCAAGGGAGAUAUAAGGAUGCAAUGCAUAUCUUUGGACAACUUACCAAGAGAGGCUCUUUUGUACCAAAGUCAACAUAUAUUACAUUAAUGUAUGAACUUGUCAAGAGGAGAAAAGGUAUCUCCAGUGCCAGAUGAUUAUGAUAUACUCGCUCUUUACUCCAAUUCCUUGAAGAGAUAUUUGUGUGUUCUGAAUUAUUUCAAAUUGAUACAGCUACUGCUGGUACAAACAAGGCUGCAUCCAGUUCUACAUCUCUGAUCUCUGAACACAAGGAAGCUUGAUGAAGACACAAAGAAUCUGUCUCGUGAGAACUUUAAUUGAAGGAUUUGAGGACUUUUGGACUGAUUUGUGGAGAUUUUUCCUUUUCCAAGGAUUGUUAAGAAAUAAAAAGAAGUGAGCCAAAUACUUUUUGUUUUGGAGAAAGGCUCCUGCCCAGCAAACGUCAAAAAGAAAAAGAGGAUUACCCCUCUUAAUUUGUACGGCAAUAGCAAAAGAAAAUUACAGUUGGAGUCCAACAAUCACAAGAGAAAAAAGAUCCAGUCCAAAUUAAAGGAGUGCAGACUUAUAGAGCCGCACCAUCAACCCAAAAAGAGAAAGAAAAGGACAAAAAAAAGCCCAAGAACAAAGAAGAGGCUGGAGAGGGUUUAGGGGCUGCUCUAAUUUUCGUUCAGCUCCAUCUAUUACGGGGGUUUUUAAGAAGAAAAUAAGCGGACUGGAAGGAGAACGCAGCAGGGGAAUUCUGGCGGCCAGAAGUGUGGAGCUGAGGCCGGACGGACGGAGGCCGCUGAACUGCUCUACAGAGAACAAGGACGAAAAUUGUGAGAAGGAACCUGAGGGACGACACACUGGACUUCAGGCUGCAAAAAUUAUGGGGAAAGAAUCAUUCACUGUUCAAGAAGACGCUGGUUUGAAUCAGAGGCAACCCCUCAUGUUCUUGAUUCACACACUAUUAAUUAUUUGAAUAUUGGCACAAUCGUUUAAUUUCUUUAUUGUUAAGAUGAACCCUUUAUUUCCUACGGUUUUACUAGUUUUCUAUUUGAGUAUGAGUAGCUAAAUUCUUGUGUCCAUGAUUAUGAUGAAGUUGCUAUGAUUUAGUAUGAAUUGUGAUUCUAGUUAGGCCAAUUAAUUGAGUUUUAUCCAUUGUUCUUA